This is a messenger RNA of Linum trigynum, 2454 nucleotides long. The record is from the annotation of a GenBank genome assembly. Lineage: Eukaryota; Viridiplantae; Streptophyta; Magnoliopsida; Malpighiales; Linaceae.
CAUUGUCUUCAAACUUCUAUCCAAUUAUGAGUACAAUUUGAACACAUAAACUCUUUCUGUUUAGCCUUCUUUAAUAUUUCGAUCAUAUAUUUGUUUGUGUCUUAUAGAGUUGAUUGCGAGAGAGUCGUUACCAGAUCUUAUUGAAUUUGUGAUUCGAAUGAACUUAAAUCUCACAAAAAAUAUCAUAUAUUAAACCAUACACACCAAACCAAAGUAAUUCAGCUUUAAACUAAGUCUUGUGUGUUCUUGAUACUCAAAUCCAGCAACGUUAAUUUACUAUAACAACCUAUUUGUUGUAAGAUAAGGUCAUCACUUAUCUACACGUAACUUUCUAAAAAUGUAAAUAAAAUUUGAAAAUCAAUGACUCUCGUCAAUCCAUCUCCGAAGUUCACGUCAUGCAGAACUCCUAAUUUUUAUCAAUAAAAAAAAGUUAAAUGUACAACAAAGGUAAGAAAUAAUGGAGUUAAGAAUUAUUAAACUCAAGCUAUGAUUGGUUUAUCUUUUCAAGAUCGUAAUUAUUAAGCAUCAAGAAACAAGAAAAAAGAUUCACCAAGGAAGGACGUUGUCAAAUGAUGACGUGACCACCAUCCCACUUCUUCUUCCCCACUCUCUGCUUUACCUCUCCUCCUUCCGUCCAAAACAUCCACCGCCCACACUUCCCAUCAAUCACUAUCUUCCUUCCCCCAACUUUUCGCCCACGGCCAGCCGCCAUCGUCUUGCACCGGCGUGAAAAUUUAUCGCUGACACUUCCCUUCACCGCCGCCCGUCUCUCAUUUCAUCUCGCGCCAAACCCACCCACCAGGCCAUAUUCAUCUUCCCUGGUGGCACAAAUUCCAUUUCCACUCUCCUCGUCAUCUCCCAAUAACCCCCGAACCAAAAAGAUGAUAAAUUUAUGAAAUGGUUAGUUAACCAUCACCAAUUUCUUCCCCCAAAUUUGGCAUCUUUGCGUGGAAUUGCCUGACGGGUCGCUGUUGGAUUAAAAAAAAUCGAUUUCGAGGUAGUGGGGUUCGGUAAUUAAACGAAUUGAUUGAACCCAGGAACUACCGGUGGUAGAAUCGGAAUCGGAGGUUCACAAUCGUUUGUGAAUGAUUCGUAAUUGGAUUAGGCAGAAUUUUGUCUAGUUUUGGAUUUUUUUAGGUUCGUGUUUCUAAUUUUGGUGGUGGUUAAUUUGCCAUGGGGAAUGUGAAUGGGAGAGAGGAAGAUGGGGAAGGUGGAGGGGGAGGAGAUGAUGGGGAAGAAAGGAGGAACGGCGGUGGCGCCUUGGGUAGCUCCGGUGGUGGUGAUUCGCUUGACGAACAAGGACGGCGAGGUGGGCGCCGCGGGAGUGGGGUCAUGGUUGUUCCUCAUGUCAGCCACCAUGGCGGCGGCGUUUACCGGCCGCCGCAUCCACAAUUAAUGAGUCAUUCUCCUCCUCACAGUCCCAGAGCUAGCCACUCGCCUCUCAUGUUUACUCCACAGGUUCCAGUGUUGCCGUUGCAGAGGCCUGAUGAGGUUCAAUUACCAAACCAAAUGUGGAUGCAGAGUUCUGCUACUUACGAGGAACCGUUACAUGAGCAAGGGAUUCCAACCAUGAUUACUUGGAGCUACGGUGGUAAAGAUGUGGCCGUGGAAGGAUCAUGGGACAAUUGGAAAGCAAGAAUGCGGCUGCAGAAAGCUGGCAAGGACUUCACCAUAAUGAAGGUGCUGCCUUCUGGCGUUUACCAGUAUCGGUUUAUCGUGGAUGGGCAGUGGAGACAUGUCCCUGACUUGCCCUGGACCCAAGAUGAUGCUGGAAAUGCUUACAACAUAUUGGAUUUGCAGGACUAUGUUCCAGAAGACCUGGAAAGCAUAUCGAGCUUCGAACUCCUCAGUCUCCAGAGGCGAGCUACAACAAUUCUCAAUUGGGAAAUGAAGAUUUUGCAAAGGAGCCACCACAUGUUCCACCGCACUUACAGAUGACGCUGCUCAACCUGCCAUCGACUUACAUGGAGAUCCCAUCGAGACCUCCACAUGUGGUGCUGAACCAUCUCUACAUGCAGAAGGGGAGGAACAGCCCUGCAGUCGUUGCACUCGGUUCCACUCAUCGGUUUGUGGCCAAGUAUGUCACCGUGGUGCUCUACAAAUCCUUGCAGAGGUAAAAAAAAAAACCAUACCUGGAGAGAUUUUACAGUCCCCCUGUCAAAAACAUGUAGUUUUUACUAGUAAAUAUACGUAGUUGUUGUUCAAAGAGGAUGACAAAAACUUAUGCACAACUCUAAUAGCUCAGUUUAUAAAGUGAGCUUUAGGAAUAUGGAGAGGAUGUGGAGUCCUCCUUAGAUUUGUAGCCACCAUAAUGCAAACUGCUUCUUUUAUGACCCCUCCUAACCAAGCUUGGGUCUUUCUGCUUGAUUUUGUUCUUACUUUUCAAUUUUUGGUUGCCCAAAAGGGAACGGUAUCUUUGGGUUGUCCUGAAAGGAAUGAACUUUAGCUCAAAUU